This is a messenger RNA of Papilio xuthus (Asian swallowtail), 1902 nucleotides long. RefSeq lists its product as uncharacterized. The record is from RefSeq and is a predicted model, not a curated record. NCBI's taxonomy places the organism in Eukaryota, Metazoa, Arthropoda, Insecta, Lepidoptera, Papilionidae. Bases 310 to 1902 code for a protein of 530 amino acids. The transcript is spliced from 6 exons. Gene Ontology annotation, cellular component: striated muscle dense body; plasma membrane. Gene Ontology annotation, molecular function: potassium channel regulator activity. Gene Ontology annotation, biological process: regulation of muscle contraction; regulation of potassium ion transport.
CGCGGCGCGCGACGGCGGAGAGCACAUGACGCGCGCUACUUCCAGAAUACGGACUUAUCAUCUCAAUAUCUGACAAAAUCUGUUUAAAAUCAAUUGCAUAGUGCACAGCACACAAUAUAUCUGUUUCACGUACAUUUCGCGUAAAUUAUUGUUUGAUUAAAGUGCAAGUGUAGAAAGGUGUGUGUGGAUAUUGCAAAGUCAAAGACGAAAGCAAACUAAGAUGUGUGGGGCUGGUGUGUAGGAAUGAUAGUAUAGCAGAGCGGGGCGUGCGGGGCGAGCGGGACGAGCGGGUGCGAGCGGGCUGCGGAUAUGGGCAGCCUGCCGGAGCUGGCGGAGCGAGCGCGGCCGGCGACCCUGCGCCCCGCCGCGCGCACCACCUCAGAUCCCCACCGGCACCGCACCCUCGCCGGCGCCGGCGCCCCACAGCUCCCCGUGCACACUAUAUAUAAAAAAGAGUGGCCGUGGCGGAGGGCGAAGGCGCCCAUCCGGGGCUUGGCCCCGGGAGGUGGAGGGCGGCGGCGCGACUCCGCGGCAUCAUCGGUGGGCGCGGCGUCGGUGCGGAGGCUAAUAGCGCGUCCGCCGGCCCCCGUGCCGCGCUCCGCCGUGGUACGCUUCACGCUGCUGUGUGUGGCGAGCGGGCUAUGCGCCGCCGCGCUGCUCCCCUUCACGGCGUUCGCGGGCGCGGAAGCGGGUGCGGCACCGCUGGCCGUGAUGCACGCGGUGGCGGCGGUCGCGGCGCCCCUUGCGCCCUCUCUAGUGCAACGCGCGGGACCGCGUCUUGUAGUAACAGCGGCGCACGCGCUGGUCGCGGCGCUGGUAGGCGCGCAUGCGCUGGCGCUGCCGCUGUGGGCACUGCUCUCGCUGUAUGCGUUGUGCGGCGCCGCGCUGUCGCCGUCGUCUCUUGCGUUGAGCGUGUCGGCAGCCGCGCUGUCGCAGGCGGCGGGCGACGAGAGCCGGCGCCGAGUCGUGCUGCGGCGGGCGUUGCGCGGGCUGCGUGCGGCACAAGACCUGGGCCUGGUGGUGGGUGCGCUGCUUUUGGGCGGCGCCCUUGCCUUGUGGCCGGAGGAGCCGACUACGGUCGCGUUCGGCGACAAUAUCACGGCGACACGCUGGCCCUCGCCGGAGGAUUAUUACAUCGAAGACGACUACGAGGAGCGCACGUGCGGUGCGGCGGGCUGCCCGCAGGUGCGCAUGAUUUUGGGCGGCGCGGGUCUAAGCGGUGCAGGGCGACGGGCGCUAGCCGCGUGCUGGGCUGCGAUUGCGCUAGCGGGUGCGGUGCUGGCGGCGGUGGGGGCCAGCACUAGCGCCGCCCCGCCCGAUGCUCGCGCCGCCAUCGCUGAUCCUCGUGCAAUCCUCGCCGCGCCGAUGGGAUUGUUUAUAGGACUUCAACAGGGUUUCAUUUAUACAUCAUAUAUGAGGUGGUACGGCGUGUGCGUGGGCGGGUGGGGAGGCGCGUGGCGUGCGCUGGGCGGUGCGGGCGCACUGCAAGCGUUGGCGGCGGCCACGCUUAGCAUGGCGGCGGCGCGCGCGGGGAGCGCGGGGCGCGCCCUGGCGGCGGGGGGCGGCGCGGCGCACGGCUCGUUGCUGUUGGCCCUGCUGCGCUGGCGUGCCGCGCGCUCAGACCUGGCACUGCCCGCGGUGGCCGCCGCCGCUUGGGGCGCGUGCGGGGCGCUCUGGGAUGUCCUGCAGUGCGGGCUGUGCGUGGGCGGCAGCGGCUGGCGAGGGCCAUGGGCGCUCACGUUGGCGGCUCGGCACGCGGGGCUGGCGCUGGCGUGCGGUGCGCGACGCGUGCUGUGCGUGCGCACUCAGCUGGCGGGCCUGGCGCUAACGUUAAUCGCCGCGCUCGCCUCGCACGCCGCGCUCGACCUGCGCCAGCGCCGCGCCGACGCGCGCCGCACCUAG